Molecule: messenger RNA, 1519 nt
Organism: Histoplasma capsulatum G186AR
Lineage: Eukaryota; Fungi; Ascomycota; Eurotiomycetes; Onygenales; Ajellomycetaceae
Product: mitochondrial dicarboxylate transporter
Exons: 3
Coding region: 291-1052 (253 amino acids)
Biological process (GO): thiosulfate transport; malate transmembrane transport; succinate transmembrane transport
Molecular function (GO): oxaloacetate transmembrane transporter activity; antiporter activity; malate transmembrane transporter activity
Source: RefSeq, a predicted model, not a curated record
CGGACGGGAUGUAUGUGUGCACUGCUGAAUUGCUACAAUGGCAGAUAGCGACAAUAUGAAGGGCUCUGAACCCUCGCCUGCUCAACAGUCGCUCCCUCCACGCCAUUAUCCCUUCUGGUUCGGAGGUUCUGCGUCUUGCAUGGCGACCGCAACAACGCAUCCCUUGGAUCUAUUGAAGGUACUAUCACCCCAAGUACUUUAUACUUAUCGAUUUUAAAAGCUCAGUAAGUAAUUAUCUCUACCGGUUAUAGGUCCGCCUCCAAACCCGUAAACCAGGGGAUCCAGCUGGCAUGCUCAGGACUGCCGCUCAUAUAGUCAAGAAUAAUGGAGUCCUGGGUCUAUACAACGGUCUCUCCGCCUCCCUCCUUCGCGCAAUCACAUACUCAACCACCCGGUUCGGAAUCUAUGAAGAGCUGAAAUCAUAUUUUAGCUCGGCGGAAUCUUCCCCCUCUCUACCCACCCUUGUCCUCAUGGCUUCAACUGCAGGCUUCGCUGGCGGGCUGGUAGGUAACCCGGCUGACGUUCUCAACGUCCGCAUGCAAUCCGACGCAGGCCUUCCCCCAGCCAAAAGACGAAACUACAAACACGCUUUACACGGACUGGUGCAGAUGGUCAGCUCGGAGGGCCCAUCAAGCCUAUUCCGCGGUCUGUGGCCGAAUUCAGCCCGCGCGGUCCUCAUGAACGCUUCCCAGCUAUCUACAUACGAUACCUUCAAGGACAUAUGCAUCCAACACUUUGGCAUGUCGGAUAACAUCAACACGCACUUCACCGCUUCGCUCAUGGCCGGGUUCGUGGCGACAUCUAUAUGUAGUCCCGUCGAUGUGAUAAAGACGAGGAUCAUGACGGCGAGCCCUGCGGAGUCGAGGGGCCAAGGCAUCCUUGGCCUGUUGAAGGAGGUGUUUAGGAAAGAAGGGUUUUCGUGGAUGUUCCGGGGCUGGACGCCUAGUUUUAUCCGCCUGGCACCGCAAACUAUUGCUACGUUCUUGUUUUUGGAAGAGCAUAAGAAAAUAUACCGUGCCUUGUUUCCGCGGACUGAGGACGCUAUUCUCUAACACCUGAAAGAAAAAGGGCAAAACACGUAAAGAAAAUACCUGACCCACGGGGGACGAUGACCACCUAAUCCUUGGCUUUAGAUUGGAUCAAACAGUGUCUCCUCACUACGCCUCAAUUUUGUAUUCCCGGUUUCCGUUCCACUUUCUAUCACCCAACAGCUUAACUCGAUGUCAACUCCUCUAGUUAUAAUCUGGAUACCCAGUUUAUAUGGAUAACCCAACCACAUUUCUAUCUCUUUACGACGUGAUAUGAACUUCAUAUAUCUAACCUUGCGAAAAUUUCCCCAUGAUCUUUUCGCGAAGGAUCAACAGCUACAGCUGCGCUACAAUCACCUUAUGUUUUUUCGUUUGAACAAACUUAUAGACCUAUAUAGAGGACGAACAUGGACGUUGAAGAUUCCAAAAUGGGGGCCCUAUAGAUAGAUAUCCUACAGUAAUGGUACAGAUAAACCCGGCUUUGAAAAAAC